Molecule: messenger RNA, 1791 nt
Organism: Penicillium lagena
Lineage: Eukaryota; Fungi; Ascomycota; Eurotiomycetes; Eurotiales; Aspergillaceae
Product: MFS transporter
Exons: 1
Coding region: 1-1791 (596 amino acids)
Biological process (GO): xenobiotic detoxification by transmembrane export across the plasma membrane
Molecular function (GO): fluconazole transmembrane transporter activity
Source: RefSeq, a predicted model, not a curated record
AUGGAUAUCAUUCGUGAAGCGCCUAUUGGCCAAGUCAUUAGAUGGAUGACGCGUAAUAAAGUACUCCAAUAUCCAGAGGAGAGAACUGAUUUCGUGCUGCCAUUGCAGUAUCAAAGACUUUUGAAGCUCGCGGAAGAGACAACAUCGCAAGAAUGCGGUGCAUCUCAUUCAACUUCAAGAACCUCUGAAGUUAUUCAAAUCGACGAAGUAUCGCAAGCCAGGCUGCUCGCUCAUGGAGUUGGCGAUCUGGAGAGCCUGGAAUUGGCGAGGACGGUGACUACCGCCCGUACCGCGCCUUAUGGCGUUGCAAGAUUCCAAGCAGAGCAAAUAUUAGAGAUUCAACGCACCAAGUCGAUACCUAUCAUUCCACAGAAAACCGAAGAUGGUAUAAUCCUCGUCGACUGGUAUACCAGUGAUGAUCCGGCAAAUCCUCAAAACUGGUCGACAUUAAAAAAAAGCUUCGUUAUCUUCGUCAUUUGCAUGUACACCUGGGUUACAUAUCUGUCAGGAUCUCUUUUUGUUUCCGCAGAACCCGGAGUGGAGAAACACUUCGGAGUCAGUGCAAUAGCGGCCGAGCUUGGAUUAGCGCUUUUUGUGCUUGCCUACGGCGUUGGUCCCUUGAUUUUUGGACCUCUCACCGAGAUACCGGUAGUUGGGAGGAACCCAGUUUACGUCACUACCUUUGUCAUAUACUGGGCUUUAUCUUUUCCGACUGCAACUGCAAAGAAGUUUGGCGGUUUGUUAGCUCUACGAUUUUUUGGAGGCUUGUUCGGCAGUGCUGCGAUAGGUAUUGGAGGAGCCACAAUUGGGGAUAUGCUUUCCCUGAUAUACUUCCCCUACGGCCUUGGUUGGUGGAUUCUAUCUUUUUGGGCAGGACCUGCGAUUGGGCCUUCAAUUGGAAAUUUUCUUGCAGUCGGCAAAGAUUGGAGAUGGCCACUUUGGGAGAUCGUUUGGAUAUCCUCACCUAUGCUUGCUAUCAUAUUAUUCAUUACACCCGAAACUUCGACGCCAAACAUCUUGUUGAGGAGAGCUAAUCGACUCCGGAAAGUCACAGGCAAUGCAAAGCUCAAAGCUCAAAGCGAGAUUGAUCAACGAAACUUGACUGCCUCUGACAUACUAUUCGACGCGUUAAUCAAACCGUGUGAGAUCACGUUGAAAGAUCCUUCGAUUCUCUUCGUCAACGUCUAUACUGCCUUUUUCUACGCAGUCUAUUACACUUUCUUCGAAGUCUUCCCGCUAGUUUUUCCGCCAUUUUAUGGAUUCAAUUUCGGGGAAACAGGUCUCGCUUUUUUAGCCUGUUGUGUCGGCGCGAUCAUUGGGAUAAUCUCUUACUUUGCAUACCUAUACUGGUAUAUGGUCCCCGAUAACCUGAAGAAAGGCUUUCGAGAGCAAGAACACCGUCUGGUCCCUGCCAUCGUUGGCGCCUUCCUUCUACCGAUUGGAUUGUUUUUAUUCGCCUGGACCUCGAGGUCUUCUAUCCAUUGGAUAGUACCUCUCAUUGGCGUAGCAAUUUUCACAAUUGGAAUGUUCUGGAUUGUUCAGGGGCUAUUUGUUUACAUUCCGAUCUCUUACCCCAAAUAUGCAGCUUCUUUGUUCACUGCAAAUGACUUGGUCAGAUCUGGUUUAGCCGCCGGGUGCAUCCUCUUUGCGAGGCCGCUGUUCAUCAACUUGGGUGUCCACAAAGGCGUGACUGUUCUUGCAGGCUUGAGCAUUAUGGGCAUUCCUGGAACAAUUGUGAUGUAUGUGUUUGGCAAGAAGCUUCGUGCAAAGUCCAAGUUUGCCCAGAGUUAG